AUGUGGCCGGCGGCGGCGGCGCGGGGUCCGUGGGGCGCGCGGACGGGGCUCGGGGCGCUGUGGCGCGGCCUGCACCUCUCGCCGGCCUCGAGCGGCAAGAACCUGCUCAAGAAGUUCGCGAAGAGGACCAGAAAGAAGUUUUGGUACGAAGGUCCUUCCUUGGGCUCUCACCUGACUCACAAGCCAUCCCAGCUGGAAUUCCUAACCAAGAGUAGUUCAGUGAAGACCAAGAAGGAAGACCACAUCCGCCAGAGGGCCCUGAGCGGCCUCCUCUACAAAGCUUUGACAGAUCUGCUGUGCACCCCAGAAGUGAGCCAAGAAGUCUGUGACCUGAAUGUGGAGCUCUCCAAGGUCUCUCUGACUUCAGACUUUUCGGCAUGCCGCGUGUACUGGAAGACCACACUGUCUGCUGAGCACAACGCGCAUGCUCAGGCUGUCCUGCAGAAGAGUGCGACACAAAUAAGGCAUCUUUUGCUGUCUCUACAGAUUCUGAGGAACAUACCUCCUAUAGUCUUUGUUCAGGAUAAAGGAAAUGCUGCUCUAGCAGAGGUGGACAAAUUGCUAGCAACUGCUGAUUUUGGACCCCCAGAAGAGAAGGAAGAUUUUGUGCUGAAUAGCUCCAGGCACAAUGAGGUUCCAUCACAGAGUGCCCUUCAGGCUCCUCCUGCAUACUCAAGCCAAUUUGGGAUCGAUCAUGAGGCAUUCAACAAGCAGAUCAUGGAGUACAAGCGGAGGAAGGAGAAGGGACAGGGGCAUGGGAGCGGGGACCUGCCAGGGCCACCAUACACUACACAACAGACUGGGAAGAUGCACAAAAGGAAGAAGAAGGCCAGGUCCCACCUGGACAUGGACCUUUCCCCUAGGGCUCUUCUAUGGGAGAAUGCAACUGAGCAUCAUUUGAACAGUGGUGGCCCCCCUGAGGAUCAUAUCCUGGAGUAUGAAUGGGGAGGCCCAGAAGCAGAUCUAGAGGUGGGAAGAGAAGAUGGCCAGAAGGGUGGAAGCGACUGAAGGGUCCAAUUUGCAGACCAGGGGACAGCACAUUGGGACUUCAUAGGAAGCCUUGCACCUGGCAUGUCUGAGUCUGCUGCCUCCACUAACAAGAGAUGGCCCAAGAAAGCCUGUCCCAUCUCAGGUUGGGAGUGGCACAACUAGCUGUUGUGUGUGAAUGUGCCUUCCCCUCACCACACUUUUGUAACCAGGUCAGUUCUCAGCACUGAAAGGAAGGUUGGUCACACAGGCAUGUGCUCCUGGUACAGUUCAGGCAGAGCUUCUGUUGUUUUCACAUCUCUCUGAACUGCUAUUUUUAUGGUCUGUUACUGCCUGACGUUCCACAUUUGUUAUGCCUUUUGAUGGUUUUGCUGUUGAAAAAAAUGGUUCCAAGCACAUGCUGAAUUGCUCUCUAGUUUUCUCAGAGCAAGAAAGCAGUGAUGGACCUUCAGAGAAAAUGCUUGUGUCCGAUAAUCCUUAUUCAGGCUUGUCAGUGUUGCUGGAAGAAAAUAAAUU
Messenger RNA from Suncus etruscus (white-toothed pygmy shrew), 1503 nucleotides. RefSeq names its product ribosome binding factor A (gene RBFA). Lineage: Eukaryota; Metazoa; Chordata; Mammalia; Eulipotyphla; Soricidae. The record is from RefSeq and is a predicted model, not a curated record. The transcript has 7 exons. Gene Ontology annotation, biological process: rRNA processing. The coding region runs from base 1 to 1008 and encodes 335 amino acids.